This is a messenger RNA of Alnus glutinosa, 1095 nucleotides long. RefSeq names its product protein FAR1-RELATED SEQUENCE 9-like. The transcript is spliced from 3 exons. The coding region runs from base 1 to 1095 and encodes 364 amino acids. NCBI's taxonomy places the organism in Eukaryota, Viridiplantae, Streptophyta, Magnoliopsida, Fagales, Betulaceae. Gene Ontology annotation, molecular function: zinc ion binding. The record is from RefSeq and is a predicted model, not a curated record.
AUGAAUGCAUUUUUUGAUGGUUAUGUGAAAUCGUCUACCUCAUUGAAAGAAUUUGUGGAUCAAUAUGAUAACGCUUUGCGUAGGAAGGUUGAGGUUGAGAAUGUCGCUGAUUUCGAUUCUUUUCAUACCACGAUUUCAUGUGUAAGCAGGUAUCCCUUUGAGAAGCAAUUUCAAAAAAUGUACACACAUGCAAAGUUCAAAGAAGUUCAAAAGGAGAUUUCAGAGAUUAUGUAUUGUGGUUGCUCUUGUUUAGAAAGUGAAGGUGGAAUUAAUACCUACCAGGUGAUUGAAAAGGUAGAAAUUAGUGAUUCCUACAUUAAGAAAGUAUGCUUCACUGUUUACUAUAAUGGAGUUUCAUGUGACGUGAAUUGUAGUUGUCAUUUGUUUGAAGCAAGAGGAAUUUUGUGCAGACAUGCCAUGUCUGUACUGACUAUAUGUGAAGAUGUGAAAUUGUUGCCCGAUAAAUACUUUCUAAACCGAUGGAGGAAGGAUUUGGAGCGGCCAUAUAAAUUAAUCAAAAGUAGUUAUGAUCCUUUGAGUGGCAACCCUACUGCAGAUCGAUAUGCUGAACUGAGCAAAAAUAUGUUGAAGUUAGCCGCAAUCGUAGCACCAAACGUGGACCAUUGCACGGAAGUGCAAAAUUAUGUUGAUAUGUUAACUAAUAAAUUUAGUGGUCCAAGAUGUGAACAAAGUCCAUCUUCCCAAUCACUUCCAAGUGCAAAAUUGCUCCCAAGUGCGUCUAUGACUAUGACUGGUGAUGGAGUAGAGGUGUGUAGUCCUCUCGUGGCUCAUACUAAAGGGAGAAAACCAUCGAACAGAAAGGUGUCCGCAGUUGAAAAAGCGGUCAAAAAGUCUGCUGCAUCAAACAAGAGUGCCACAAAUCCCAAUCAGCAGAGGAAACAACAGAGGAAAAAAAAACAGCCAUGCCAAAGAUCACUAGUAGAUGAACUAGACACAAGUGAAGAUCCGUUCACUUUUGUAACUGAUGUUCCGCAUGACCAAGUAAUUGGAACUCAUAGUAGUGUUGUUACACAGACUUUUGGGAAUACACAGCCAUCAUGUCCUGUUGAAGGAGAUUUUAUAUACUUGUCGUAG